CUAAUAUAAUACUUUUCUUCUGCCCUCGUGCUGCCUUCGUCGUGGUCCACUACGGGCAUGUUGAUGAGCCACUCCGCCUUGUAAUUAUUUAAUGCUCUUCUCUCCCUCCCCGUAAAGCGAAGUGUCAACUGCACUCUCCUUGUGGAUCGGAGGGAGUUUCAACUCUCCAUCCACUCCAAGCUUUUUCCAAUUAUAAAACUACUCUUUCCCCCCUCUCUCUCUCCGUCUGGCGUUUCUCCUGUGCCUUUAUUUCGAGUUUGGAUGUGUCCAAUUGCGACGUUGGAAAAAAAACUGAAGGAUUUAGGAUUUAGCAGGUAAAGCCUCGUUCGGAGUUACUGUUGUUGGUGGUGGAUGAGUUUUUAGGCUGCUCAGGAUUUUUAGCUCGGCUCCCCCUUCCUCUGUUUCUUGCCGACUACAUGGAUUCUGUGGCAGAUGCCAUGGGCUUCAGCAGCAGCAACAGGUACGACGACCACCGGUUCGUCACCUCGAAUUUCGUCAAGCGCAGGAGGACGAAGCGGCGGGCAGCGCCGGGCGCCACGGUCGGGCCUGACUCUUCCGUCUCGUCGGCGGAGAUUUCAAGUGGCACCGCCGUCACCGAGGAAGAUGAGGACAUGGCCAAUUGUCUGAUCCUCCUCGCUCGGGGAGGCGCGACGACGCCAACGGCUUCCGAUGCCUACCGGUGCAAGACGUGCAGCAGGUGCUUCCCCUCCUUCCAAGCCCUCGGCGGCCACCGCACCAGCCACAAGAAACCCAAGACGGUGGCCCUCCAUGACGCCGCCGAUGAAACACAGGUCCACCAGGUGGCCGCCGCCGGUGCCUUGAUCACGAGGCCGGCCGCGACUGCAACGAGCAACGACGACGCUGCUGCUGCCGCCGGAAACAAGCCGAGAGUUCACGAGUGCUCGAUAUGCGGAGCGGAGUUCUCGUCCGGCCAGGCGCUGGGCGGACACAUGCGGCGGCACCGCCCGUUGACGGCCCCAGCAGGGACGCAGCAAAUCAUCAAGCAAGACAAGACCGUCAUCCCCCUGGAUCUCAAUCUCCCAGCGCCGGCCGACGACGACGGCGAAUUAGACAAUAUAACAGAGUCCCCCGCCGUGCCCUUCCCCUUUGAGACCCGGCGACCGCUUGUUUUCUCGGCGUCGUCUCUGGUGCGCUGCCAUUACUAAUCAAGCAACACUCAUCAUAUGCAGCCAUUUCCUCUGUCUCCUUCCUUAAUUAUCUGAUACCAGAUAUCAGCAAAAAUUGUGAAUUCAAUAUGCAUCUCCACAAAACACGAGUGAUUCUUUCAAUUCAUUAAUCGAUGUUCUCUAUGUUCUCACCACAAACUGGAAAUGCAAUCGAGUAAUUUUUAAUUAUUAUUAUUUU
Messenger RNA from Zingiber officinale, 1365 nucleotides. RefSeq names its product zinc finger protein ZAT5-like. The transcript has a single exon. The record is from RefSeq and is a predicted model, not a curated record. The coding region runs from base 417 to 1166 and encodes 249 amino acids. NCBI's taxonomy places the organism in Eukaryota, Viridiplantae, Streptophyta, Magnoliopsida, Zingiberales, Zingiberaceae.